Brienomyrus brachyistius is the source of this 587-nucleotide messenger RNA. It is a transcript of the gene pvalb7, whose product is annotated as parvalbumin 7. Gene Ontology annotation, molecular function: calcium ion binding. Gene Ontology annotation, cellular component: cytoplasm; nucleus. NCBI's taxonomy places the organism in Eukaryota, Metazoa, Chordata, Actinopteri, Osteoglossiformes, Mormyridae. The transcript is spliced from 5 exons. The coding region runs from base 189 to 518 and encodes 109 amino acids. The record is from RefSeq and is a predicted model, not a curated record.
GGAGGACAAACAGCCUCCCAUUUUUUGUCCUAAAAUAGAGUCUGCAGUGAGACUAUAAAAGACAAAUAGUGGAGAGAGUCCCCCUCACCUCUGCCUUGGGCAGCCACCUGACCUCCCCCGGAGGCCCCUCGCUCUCGCUUCUCCUGCUCUCUCCGGUGGUCGUACCCCCCCAUAACACAGCUGCCAAGAUGGCCAUGAAGGACCUCCUGAAAGCUGAAGACAUUAAGAAGGCUCUGGAUGCCUUCAAGGCCGCCGAUACCUUUGACCCUCUGAAGUUCUUCGACAUGGUGGGUCUGAAGGCCAAGUCAUCCGAGGACGUGAAGAAGGCCUUCAAAGCUCUGGACGUGGACAACAGCGGCUUCAUCGAGGAGGAGGAGCUGAAGUUCGUGCUGAAGGGUUUUGCCGCAGACGGCAGGGACCUGACCGACAAAGAAACCAAAGCGUUCCUGGCCUUGGCAGACAAGGACGGAGACGGAAAGAUCGGCGCCGAAGAGUUCGAGGCCUUGGUGCAUCAGUAGGGGGGUUUGCCCCACCGGCCGACUCUCGCUCUCUCCACACCCCUCCACCCCCCCACCCCCCCCCCCCCC